Messenger RNA from Syngnathus typhle (broad-nosed pipefish), 1870 nucleotides. It is a transcript of the gene tarbp2, whose product is annotated as TAR (HIV) RNA binding protein 2. Gene Ontology annotation, biological process: regulation of miRNA processing; regulation of viral transcription; regulation of siRNA processing. NCBI's taxonomy places the organism in Eukaryota, Metazoa, Chordata, Actinopteri, Syngnathiformes, Syngnathidae. Gene Ontology annotation, cellular component: RISC-loading complex. The transcript has 7 exons. Gene Ontology annotation, molecular function: double-stranded RNA binding; siRNA binding; pre-miRNA binding. The record is from RefSeq and is a predicted model, not a curated record. The coding region runs from base 151 to 1188 and encodes 345 amino acids.
UUUGUGCUGCCAAGCAACUCUGACGCUAACGAAAAGAAGGGCUGCGUUUUUACAUGUUGUGUGGGAAACCCCGUCUAAUGAAAGGAAGCGUUUGUUCUGGUGGGGGGGCUUGCCAUCCGAAUCCUACCGGCUGUCCGUCUGAAAUAGGGAAUGAACGACGAGACAGCCUCGGACAGCUGGAACAGAAACUCCGGGUGCUCCAGUAUUGAGCAAAUGCUGGCAGUGAAUCCCGGAAAGACGCCGAUUAGUUUGCUGCAGGAAUAUGGAACGCGGAUAGGAAAGACCCCGGUAUACGACCUGCUGAAGGCCGAGGGACAGGCUCACCAGCCCAACUUCACGUUCCGCGUCUCUGUGGGAGAGAUCAGUUGCACGGGCCAAGGCCCCAGCAAGAAGGCGGCCAAGCACAAAGCGGCCGAGGCAGCACUGAAGAUGCUCAAGGGGAAUCUUGCAGGUCCCAUAGGUUUCGGUCUUGAAGGAGACUCAUUUGUCAGAAUUGAUGCCCCUGUGGAUGAAGAUAGCUCUCCAUGCGAGAUGAAGACUUUAGUCACUUCGCAGCAAUCAGAAUGUAACCCCGUUGGAGCUCUGCAGGAAUUGGUGGUGCAGAAGGGAUGGCGUCUACCAGAAUAUACAGUGACGCAAGAGUCCGGACCGGCGCAUCGCAAGGAAUUCACUAUGACCUGCAGAGUGGAGAAAUUUAUGGAAAUUGGAAGUGGUACAUCCAAGAAGCUGGCCAAGAGAAACGCAGCCGCCAAAAUGCUAGCGCGGAUACACGACGUCCCAGUAGACAUGAGGACCAACAACGAUGGCGAUGUAGAAGAUGACACAUUCAACAUGCACGCGGGGAGCAGGGCGGAGUCUAGCAAGAAUAAAAGCUACAGCUGCACUUGGGACACGCUGAGGAACUCAGCCGGUGAGAAGAUUCUGCAACUGCGCACUCACCCGUUGGGACUGCCCGACGACUCCGUCUUCUGCUCGUUGCUUGAGGAGCUGUCGAUUGAGCAGUCCUUUGAAGUCAGCUACCUCGACCUAGAAGAGCGAAGUCUGAGCGGCCGCUGCCAGUGUCUUGUGGAGCUGUCUACGCAACCAAUCACAGUAUGCCACGGCUUUGCCAUGAACGUUGAGGACGCUCGUGCCAACGCUGCCCACAAUGCACUUCAGUACCUCAAAAUCAUGGCCGGGGCGAAGUGAAGGUCAUGGAUGAGGACAACGCCAAAUACCUCUCAUUUUUACAGAAGAAGACAUCUUGGAAAAAGAUGCUUUUGUUCAUGUCUAAAUGCCACCGGUGAAUAUUUACAUCAUCCCAAAUGUCCAUUUUCUCUCACACAUUUCAUGACAAAAAAAAAUAUGGACAUAUUCAGCAACAAAUCCAUCGAGCAGCUAUAAAGGAUUGUGUCAUCAUGUUUAAGUCAAAAAGAUUACACACACUGGGACACUGCAGAAUUAUCUUUUUAGCAAUUUUAACACGAUAAAUUAGGAACAAGAUGAGAAAAGUGUUUGUUUUGUCCUGAUAAUGAUUUGUAUGACUAUCAGUUGUUAUUCAGCUAAUUUAAAAUUAGCACAUGGAACAGUGGCCACAUUAUGAACUUGACAAUUCUUGCCUUGUCAAGGAGAAUUGGGACAAUAAUGUGGAAUACUCCUAUUAGACCAAUUUGAACGCACGACUUGUUGCCAGUGCUGACAAAAAAAUUGAAUUCCCUCAAAUGAGAUACAUGUUGGAGAUUACUUUUUAAUAUGGUCUUCAACAAAUUAUAUUUCUCUUUUGUAUGUGUGUUUUUCUUUUUUUUGUUUUAAAUUUCUCCAGCGUUCUGUGUGCUGCUGCACUUGUGUAGAAAAAUCGUAUUAAAGUGUUGCUUUUUUGAAAUGUACAUAA